Messenger RNA from Aspergillus bombycis, 1965 nucleotides. RefSeq lists its product as uncharacterized. The transcript is spliced from 8 exons. Gene Ontology annotation, biological process: DNA repair. The record is from RefSeq and is a predicted model, not a curated record. The coding region runs from base 1 to 1965 and encodes 654 amino acids. Lineage: Eukaryota; Fungi; Ascomycota; Eurotiomycetes; Eurotiales; Aspergillaceae.
AUGCCUUCUAAGAGGAAGAGGGCUACGACAGCAGUUUCAGCUCCAUUGGCUCCCACUGUGGAUGGGGAACCGCCAGCAUGGGCAAAUGUACGCUCGGAGUUAGGUGACACCCUUCCAUGGUUCCGAGCCGUUCAAGGUGGCAUAUAUCAUAAAGAUGGUCUAGCAUGGGGGGUCCUCAUUAGUCGUGACUCGGGAGAGCGCUCGUAUAUCGAUGAAGAAGUUGUAAUAACCAGGAUUGGUGGCUCAUGCUCUAGGAAUGCGAAUGGAGACUUGGUUCGCGUCAAGGACCAAGGGCAGGAAGAUCUUCUAGUGAAAUGUCUCUUGAACAGCAUGAAGCAGAAAGUUCCUAUCGGAAUUAUCAUUGGAGAUCAUAACGCUGUCUUGGGAAGGACGGUCCCGCACCCCUAUAAUGUGAUGGAUUACUUCCGUAUCACGAACAUCUGGUUUGAAUGUGUUGACAAUCGUAGAGCUGCGAAGGUGCGCUAUGAGAAGUUAGAUCUCCAGAGCAAGAGCUGGUGGGCAGACAAAGAGUCGGCAUCGCCGCCGCCUCUAGGAGAACGCGAUUUUGCAAGCAGACCAAACUCAGCUGAAUGCAAUGCAUGUAGCCACAGAAGCGUCCAGGUAUUUCAUCAAGGCUGGAUGUGUUUACAACCAUCUUGCACCCGUUUCUUCAAAAUUGGAGCAUCGGCCGCUCCAGCAAACCUCACUUACCACGAAAAGUUUCUGAGUUGUCGGAUGGCCCCAGACUCUACCAUAAAACCUCACCACAGCCUGAUACCAGAUUUGCUUAGCACUUUUGACGAAGAUGAUGCAAGUACAGCCACCAGUAGAUUGGCUUGGAAAGGGAUUGUAUGCCCACAGUGCCGCAAGUGUAUUUCACGAAAGUAUUGGAGAGGCUGGAAGUGUAGCGACGAUGAUACCUCUAUUUCGGACCAACCUAAGCCUCUCUGCACGUUUGAGAAGUUGAUGCAAAUGCCAAUCGUGUCUCUACGAUCUGUCAUCAAUACGCUCGAAAUUGCUCCUCAGAAGCGAGCCUAUACUCCUGAUGACAGGUUCAUGACUCCAGUCAUUGAUGAUGACUCACUAGCUCCAUAUAGGAGGCUUGUCUAUACUAUCCCAGGAGUCGGUCAUAUCACGCACUUGGUGUCGAAUAGAGACAUAAAUGAUUGCCCUAACGGACCAAACACUAUUUUUACACAAUUGCAGCUGGCUGACCUGGGGUUGCAGAGAUUUCCUUUGAGUAAUGCCGUAGUCACUGGGACGCUUACCGCGCACUUUGCAGUAAACUAUGGAAACCCGUAUAAGUAUGUCGCGCCAGUGAAUUGCAAAGGCUUCGACGAGGCGCCCGGGGUAGUUCUAGAUGCAUUGGGCCGUCUGCAGUGGGCAACGGAACAAGCUGUGCAUCUGGUUGGAGAUACGCCCUAUCUGCCGAAUGAAAUGCUAGUGUUGGGUUAUUUUGCGGAGAUGAAGAUCGGGUAUCACGACGACGGCGAAACGUCCCUUGGCCCUACCAUUGCGACACUCUCGCUGGGGGCUCGCUCUACAAUGCAGAUCCGUAUGAAAUCCAAGUACUACAAGGGCCAGAGUAGCAGGAACAUUCUACUUGAGAAUGAUCCGGUGCUUCCAGGCUGUGCGUUUCAAUUACAAAGACAGGCAUGGAAAGCCGAACUCGAGGAUGGAGUAAUCACACGACCAAAGUAUGAUAAGCACCGGAACGAGUUCUUCAAGAGAAACCGCACCCGGGGCGAAGCGAAGCCGUGCAUUAAAUUGGAUCUCCACCACGGAGAUAUGGUUGUAAUGCAUGGUGAAAGCCUGCAGAGAUACUAUGAGCAUGAGGUUGUUCCUGACACCAAAUUGCGCUUUGCGUUGACCGCGCGCCACAUCAAAGCAGACUAUGUGGACCCGAAGGAUAUUCACAAGGGAGAUAUUACCCUUGCGGGACACCAGUUGUAUAAUGGAGUCUGA